Messenger RNA from Trypanosoma grayi, 1899 nucleotides. RefSeq lists its product as hypothetical. Bases 1 to 1899 code for a protein of 632 amino acids. The record is from RefSeq and is a predicted model, not a curated record. The transcript has a single exon. NCBI's taxonomy places the organism in Eukaryota, Euglenozoa, Kinetoplastea, Trypanosomatida, Trypanosomatidae.
AUGAAGGCAAAGGCCCCUUCUUUCUUGGUGUUGCAGCAACAAAUCGCGGCGUUACCGUUUGAUGUGUUAAUCCGGCGGAUUCACUCAAGCUCUCAGAAAAACCCGUCACGCUCCCUUGAGGCACACUUCCUCGGUGUCAGCUCCUUCUCGGUCGUUGUAAAACGUGAUGGGCCUUCUCAUGUCAACUUAUUCACGCCCAACGGCCUAAGAGCAGCAACCGACGAAGCCGCAGCGUCGCCACUUGAACUCCGCUGGAUUUUAAGNCAGCGGCUACUUAUGGACGUGCAGCAGCCUCGGGCACGUCUGCAGCUUCGUCUUGAUGAUCUGAGUUUGAUUCUCGCGAAUGCGCUUCGACACAGAUUAUCCCCUGAGCUCGUCAGCACAACGCUGCGACUCUUCAUACAAGCACUCAACACUACGGGAGGCUCUGACAGUCCCUCCCAGCAGGUCGAGGCCCUUUCUCGUGUGAUGGAAGUGUGCUGCGAUGGACUCGUGGAGUCUACCGCUGUGAGGUGGGAUGAACUGGCAGGCCUCGUGGCGACGGUGGAGCAGCGAUGGUCACUCUUCACCAAGUCAAACUCCCUUUGCUCUCUGCUGAUACAAUUCCUUGCAGCCGUCAUUACGGCGCAACUCCCAAUGGAAUCGUCGCCGUCGCGCAUGCUGAAAGCAGAACCAGCCCUGCUGAAGGAAAGGUGUCUUGAGCUCACCAAUGACGCAACAGAUAGCUUGGUAGAGGCAAUGGCAGCCGGUGGUCCCCUCGCUUGGAACCCAGCCGAGCUGCAGGCAAUGUGUGCGGUAGUUGCGCAAUUGAGUCAUUUUGAGGACUCCCGAAAUCUCCCUCCAUCUGGAUCAGCGGGACGAAGGCGGAUCUGGAGACGCGUGGCGGCGGCAACAACAACUACAACAACAGCAGCAGCAACAAAGAUAGCAUCAGCGGAAGCGGCACACGUUCACAAAAAGCUUCGCUACGUAGUGACGGCGCAAGUUCUCACACAAGGCCGACUGAUUGGGGAUGUGCAGGCAAUGACGCUGCAACACGCGGCCGGUUUUUUCGUCAGUGUCUCGUCUGCGUGUGGUACUGAGGGGGUGGAUCGAUUCGCUGUGCCGGUUCACAACGUUCUAAAGAGGGCCGUCGUUGGUGACGCGUCGAGCAUGGCGCACGUUAUUCGCAUCGCCGAGGCAAGUCUUCAGGUGGAAGGUGCGACACUGGUCUUGGAAGAGGCAAUUCGCUGUAUUUCUCGCCACGCCUUUGUGCUGACUACGGGAUCCACGUGGAAUCUUCUGUGCAGUGCGUGCGCCGUGCUGGAGAGUGCACCUUUGAGCAUGCGCACGGUGGUGGUGAAGUGUGUACAUGCGCUGCAGCUCGCAGUGGGGACUGCACGGCGCCUUCCCACAGACGACUCCCCUGAGGUAGAGUCGUUUCGUUUGGGUUUGGCCAUGGUGAGCACACUCCUCGUGACUCACGACGUGUGCGUGAGUGAGCGAAUGGAGGAGAUCAUGCAGUCUAUCGUCGAGGCCGCGCCGCCUGUGAAGGACGGAGGGCGUGGGCCCGCCACGGUGAUACGGUGUUUCUUUUUUUUUGCCUCCACCACUGGCCGCCAUGCCGGCGACGAGCCUCACGGCGGUGGCAAGCGGGAAAGGGCACUGCAUCUGGCCAUGGUGGAGGCGGGUCGGCUCCUCGGCGAGAAAGCAGACGGGGGUCGCAGCAACAGCCAGCACUAUUUGACCAGCGCGGAGCGCACCAUGCUGCGCAUGGCAUUUAAGCAGGCACGCGCUCUGACAAGAAGCGCCCAGAAUGAAUUACAACAACAGCCUCCGCAGCCGCCAUCGUCGGAGGAAAAUGGCGAGUGUGGAAGAAUGCCGCCACCGCGCAAUAUGGGAAAGGCCGGCCAAGUAUGA